Drosophila rhopaloa is the source of this 915-nucleotide messenger RNA. RefSeq lists its product as uncharacterized. The transcript has a single exon. The record is from RefSeq and is a predicted model, not a curated record. Bases 91 to 789 code for a protein of 232 amino acids. Lineage: Eukaryota; Metazoa; Arthropoda; Insecta; Diptera; Drosophilidae.
UGGUCAAUCGAGCUGGUACGUCUUCCGGAAUAAACCGGGAAAAAAAAGAAAUCUAGAGAAAACUCAGUCACUUGUGUGAGCUUGUAAGUAAUGGCCCCAAGGAAGCGCAUUUCGAAGAUUGCCUCGCGCACCGUGCCGCCAGUGGUGCAACCGCAGGCGGAUCCCGUGGGUCGCCGUUCCAUUGGCACCCAAACGGACUUCGAUGCCACCGGACCGGCGAAGCGCAAGAAGGUGCAGCCGGCGGGCAGGCCUCUGGGCCCGCAGAUACCGCCGCCCCAGGAGCUGGCCACGCACCUGAUGCCGGCGGUCAAUCCGCAGGCGGAACCCCUGCCCGCCGCCAUCAUGAUGGGCGGUGGCCAGCCGGUUGCAGCCAUCCAACCGUUUGUGCCCGGCCCGAAUGAGAAAUCCUGUCAAGCGCUGAAGGGCGGCGCCGUGGAACCGGCCGACCGGGUGAUCACCCCGAAUGGAGGCGAGCGUCAGAUGAACUACCUGAAGUCCCUGAUGACCAACCGCCGCGAGGAGGCCAACCAGUGGGAUGUGAAGCGCCUGGAGACGCUGCUGGCCAAGAUCAACGGCAAUCCGCCGCCGCGCUGGUACAUGGCCACCCAGAUGUGGCUGGAGGUGGCCCAGCUGGAGGACCGCAUCGACGCCUACGACCGCAUGGAGAUGCUCAACGAGGCGAAGCUGAUGUUGGAGAAGGAGCAGGAGCAGCAGAAGGAGCGGGAGCAGCAGAAGCAGAAGCAGAAGCAGAAGGAGCAGGAGCAGGGCAAGGAGCCGGGCAAGGGAUAAGUCCAGGUGGUCAUCCCCAGAUGAAAUCAUACACUUAUUUUUUGGUUGCGGCUUAUAUUAUCAUCACUUCACACACUCACCCAAAUGUAAUGUAAUGUAAUGUCGCAAUUUCAACACUAUUUGACA